Molecule: messenger RNA, 1139 nt
Organism: Bufo bufo (common toad)
Lineage: Eukaryota; Metazoa; Chordata; Amphibia; Anura; Bufonidae
Product: very-long-chain 3-oxoacyl-CoA reductase-like
Exons: 10
Coding region: 205-1113 (302 amino acids)
Cellular component (GO): endoplasmic reticulum
Molecular function (GO): oxidoreductase activity
Source: RefSeq, a predicted model, not a curated record
GCCUGAAACAAUAUAAAAACCCUACAAAGGUGAGGAAAUGAGGAGAGACUGAGGAUUACCACUAAUGACAUGACAUUCCUGUAAGACUCCGCCUGUCCUGACCCAUGCUCCAAGGGAGAAGUUACGUAAUCACUGGUUGUCAGCCAGAGGAGAAAGUGUAGAGCUGCAGUCACAUGCAGCACCCAGGACCACACAGAAGAUCAGAUGGAGGAGUCUCAGUUCUACCGAUGGCUUCACCUGUUGGGUCUCCUGGCUCUAUCAUAUCUGGUCCUGAAACAGGUGUGGACCCUGCUGAUCGGGAUCAAAAACCAUAUACUCUCCCGGUGGUGGAAGACUAACCUCAAGAAGAAGUAUGGAGGAUGGGCAGUGGUAACUGGAGCGACAGAUGGAAUCGGGAAGGCCUACGCGAUGGAGUUGGCCAUGAGAGGCUUCGAUGUUGUCCUCAUCAGCCGGAAUGUAGAGAAACUACAAAAAGUUGCUCAGGAGAUAGAGAAACAGAGCAGCCAAAAAACCAAGAUCAUCCAAGUGGACUUCAUGGGAGGGUCUGAGAUUUAUUCAAAGGUGGAGAAGGCUUUAAAGGACCUGGAUAUCGGAAUUUUAGUGAAUAAUGUUGGGAUGACUUACCACCGUGAACUAAAAAGAUUUCUUGAGGUCCCUGAUAUUAACAAGAUGACCCGGAUUGUGUUACCCAGAAUGGUGCUGAGGAAAAAAGGUCUGAUCAUAAACAUCUCCUCCGGUGCCGGGGCUCGUCCUUAUCCAAUGAGCACUAUGUAUGGCGCUACUAAGGCUUUCAUGGACUUUUUCUCCCGCUCCCUACACUAUGAGUACAGAUCUGAUGGGAUUACAGUUCAGUCUGUUAUGCCACUCUACGUGUCCACCAACAUGACCCACAACAUGAGAACCAACAUUCUGGUGAAGACCAGUGAUGACUAUGCCCGGGAAGCUCUGAACACCGUGGGGUACUCUCAUCGUACCAAUGGCUGCCUCUCCCACUGCCUCCAGAGUUACAUCCUUGACCACCUGCUGAGUGAGACAAUCAUGACCUUCCUGAUCGUGCACUUUGUUUCCGACUACACCAUAAAUCUGAUAAUCAAGAAGCUGAAAGUGAAAUAGAGCCAUCAAUAAAUAAUCGAGAAAGU